AUGGUCCGUCCCUCCGCUUCCGACUACAACAAACGCAUCGGACUCACCUUCGCCAACACGAUAGCGUACGAGCAGGUGAAGCGAGAGUCUGGCGGCUAUUGCUCCGUCUACUCGCUGCUCAAGAUCUGCUGCCCCACGGCCACCAGGAGCGAAGACCCCUUGAGCGCUCGCCACGGCAUGACGGAGAUCGAGUUCAACAAGCUCCUGGAGCACAACGGCUUCUACAAGGUGAGGUCCAGGCGGUCCUUCCUAGACCGACACGACGACUGGACGCCCAGGGGUGAGUCGUCUGCUCCCUCUCCUCUCCUCGCCUUUGUUGUCCCGUCCCUCAUGGCUCAGCUGACUCGCCUGCUCUUGUCGCCAGUACGCUACAUGUACGCCGCGCGGAGGUGGAGGAACCCCGCUCUCCCCGAGGACCGAGCGCGGCUGGUGGAGGGCUGGGAGCUGCUGGUCAGCAACGCGGGGCCCUUCUUGGCGACGCAGUGUCCGUUGGAUCGCUUCUUGGACCUCUGCCAGCAGGCGCGUUGCCGGUGGGAGGCGUUCGCUAACGGAGCGCCGCCGCUGGACGUCGACGCCUCUCGCGCGGGCCUCGGGCACGGGGACAAGCUCGCUGCAGAGGACGGCCAUGCUUGCACCUCCCACAACCACGACAACGAGGACGAGGACGUCGACGUCGACGAGGACGACGUGGAGCAGAUGGCGCAGGGACCGAGCUCGUUCUUCCCCGGCAUGGAGGGCGCAAGGACGACCCCCCCGGUCUCACACGAGGAGGAGCGAGCGAGGGACGGGAUCGACGCCGUGCUGGAUGACCUCGUGUCGUCGGGGAUAGCUCCGGUCGACAUCGAGGAGUACCUGGAGGGAUUAUCCGUCGAGGACGGGCUGGGGAGUUGGUGCCCGCCGGAGCACAGCAUGUCUGUGUACGGAGGGGCUGCAGUGACAGGGCGUGAUGGGGAGCUGUUUGAGAGCGUUGAGAUGCUGUGGGAGUGUAGGGAGAUGGAAAGGCAGCACGGAUCUAUUCCUUGA
This is a messenger RNA of Guillardia theta CCMP2712, 1023 nucleotides long. RefSeq lists its product as hypothetical. Bases 1 to 1023 code for a protein of 340 amino acids. The transcript is spliced from 3 exons. NCBI's taxonomy places the organism in Eukaryota, Cryptophyceae, Pyrenomonadales, Geminigeraceae. The record is from RefSeq and is a predicted model, not a curated record.